AAAAUGAACAUUGCUCUUCGUCAUGUGAUAAGAAACUCACUUGGAUUAGUCAGAAAUUUUUCCACUGAACCUGCAAAUGAAGUUUAUCACGUCAAAAGGAAGAAUGCUACAGAUAAAUCAUUUGAACAACAAAAUGCUCCGUAUUUGUCCCAUCCAAAAUCUUCAAUUCCAUCCCAGCAGUAUGUAAAAAUAGAUAAAACAUUUCAAAAACGAUUAGAAGAAUCAAAGGAUGUCUUCAAUCAAGAAAUAACAGCAGAAGUUAUGAAAUCAUCUCAUCAGUUUCGUCAACCUUAUUCAUCUCAACCUACCUCCCAAAUAGCAUUCCUCACUAAAGAAGAGCUUGAGGUGGCCAAUGAGAAUGCUCGGAGAAGGGUUGUAGAAAUAUUAGACAGCAAACCUGUUCCUUCUACUGUCAGACCAGAUGUUUCUCAGGCUGUAGAAAAUGAUCCGGGUUUGGCAUGGCUUUAUGACAGUUCAAUAACUUUUGUUGAUUGCAGUAAAGAUGCUUCUGAUCAGGAUAGAUACAUCGUAACUCGAAACAUUGAUGGGUCUCUUACUCAUGACCAACACCCAGAAAGAGACAUAAUCCACGGCAACUUCUUUAAAAGACCUGAUCAAAUUUACCCACCAUUCGAUUUUCUGGAAUCGGAUGAGCUUUUCUCAGAGAUUUUAAGUUCAGAUGAGUCAGACAAAUUGGGCAUGCUUGAUGCGUUGCCACAUUGUUACACUUCUGACCACCCUAUCUUUCAAAAGCGUUUUAAUCAGAUCACAGAUGCGAUGCUUAACAACACUUCAUUAAUGGAUUCAAUGAUUCUUUCCAACCAUUUUGUACCUAUGAUAGAGAGAGCGUUGACCAACAAGCAUCAUGAUGUCUCUCUCCUAAUCAAUCAUCUUCAUAAUACAGGGAGGACACAGAUUGCUGCAGAACUGACAAGUUUAGUCUACUACAAAGAUAAACGAGCUUGUAAAAAGAUGGAAACAUACCUUGCCGGUCAAGUUCUCAUAUUUAAUGGGGCAGCUAUGAAAGUUUCGCUUGAUAGAACGCGCCGGCUGAAAAAAGAUGAGAAGACUAUCAAGGUCAGCUUGAUAUGCGAUGUGGACGUACAAGAAGUCAAAUCUGUAAAAAACAGCUCAGACGGAAAAGCCUUCAUUGCCACCUUGAAAGAUCACGAAGUUGCAGAAAGUCUCCAUAACCUCGGGAGAGGAAAUUGCAAAUUUGUGAACUCUAAUAAAUUUGAAUUCUUCCCUGUUAAGGGAAAAAUUAAUAAGAAAAAUAAGAACUGAUGAGACAAAUAAAAAGUUACUUACAAGUUUUUCUAUCAAUAAUGUCUAACAUUUGGUUGCCAUAGUUCCUCUAAUUUAUUAUGAGUUAAUUUAUUCUGACUGUACAGUGUACUUAAAGGCAGGAAUUUAGAUUAAUUGAACUUUUAUAAGAAUCUAUUUUCAACUGUUUUAUAACUUAUAAAUUGCUUGUUCUACAGUUUGGCAGUUAAGUAGACCCGCUGUCACGCUAUAUCUUCUUCAGAGCAACUUAAAAACUGGACUGUAUAGUUUUAAAAUAACUGGCUAGAAAUAACAGGCUGUUAUAUUGAUGCCGAGAAACAAUUUGAAAUUGAUCUAAUCUCAGCUGAAUUUCGAUA
Molecule: messenger RNA, 1640 nt
Organism: Bolinopsis microptera
Lineage: Eukaryota; Metazoa; Ctenophora; Tentaculata; Lobata; Bolinopsidae
Exons: 5
Coding region: 4-1284 (426 amino acids)
Cellular component (GO): mitochondrial small ribosomal subunit
Molecular function (GO): structural constituent of ribosome
Source: RefSeq, a predicted model, not a curated record